GCCAUACGCAUGCGCGUUGUAAGUCUACGUCAGCUCUUCUCUUCAACAUUCUCCGUGAAAGCUACGUGGCCCUCAAUUUCAGUCUGAUCACCAACCCGACCAGAAACAGGUGUCACCAUGGAUCAGGUAAUGCAGUUUGUUGAGCCCAGUCGGCAGUUUGUCAAAGACUCCAUCAGACUGGUGAAAAGGUGUACCAAACCUGACAGAAAAGAAUUUCAGAAGAUUGCCAUGGCCACAGCUAUCGGGUUUGCCAUCAUGGGUUUCAUCGGUUUUUUCGUCAAACUCAUUCACAUCCCCAUCAACAACAUCAUCGUUGGUGGUUAAAGCUCUCUGCUCUCAGACUGCUCAGCGUUGGUGACCUACAGACGAUGGUGUUGGGUUUUUUGGGACUGAAGGGAUGACAUUUUUACAUUCUGUACACGACAUUUCUAUUUGACUGUGUAAAUAAAACUAAUGGAAACCCA
Cheilinus undulatus (humphead wrasse) is the source of this 464-nucleotide messenger RNA. It is a transcript of the gene sec61g, whose product is annotated as SEC61 translocon subunit gamma. Lineage: Eukaryota; Metazoa; Chordata; Actinopteri; Labriformes; Labridae. Gene Ontology annotation, biological process: protein targeting; post-translational protein targeting to membrane, translocation. The record is from RefSeq and is a predicted model, not a curated record. Gene Ontology annotation, cellular component: Ssh1 translocon complex; membrane. The coding region runs from base 118 to 324 and encodes 68 amino acids. Gene Ontology annotation, molecular function: transmembrane protein transporter activity. The transcript has 4 exons.